UGUUUAUGUUUGGUGUAGUAGAUGAGGGAAAUUGAUUUGGUGCACGUGUUGUAUUUGCUAACUGUGAACGUGCGGUGUACUUUUUUUUAUAUUUAUUCUGUGGAGGAAAAGUAAUUAGGACUCGUGUGCUUCCUUUUUGUGUGACGCAUCAUUAAUUAAUAUGCUGAGGAAUACUUCCAUUUUUUUUAACGAAUGGUGUUUCGCUAGAAAGUAUACGAGUUUUGAGAAGUAUGUAAACAGAAGACUAUUUGAAGCGAUGUUCAUUCGGCUUCGACCUUGCAGUUUAUGCGGAGGUUUUCUUCGAUGGAGAUCAGAUGAACCCGAGGAACAUCGUAAGAGAAAGCGACGCAUGACUCAAUCUGAAGAAAUAAGUAAUUACUUUCAGACAAAGGAAUCUCUUCGGAAUGUACUGAAAGAUGUUCCGGGGAAAAUUUUAAAAAUGCGGAGAAAAAUUCCAGAAGCAUUGUAUCUUGUUGAUGACGAUGUCGCCGAUGAGAUAGUGACAGCCAUUAACAAAGAAGUUGAAAGCUUAAACUCACCAAUAAUAGAAGCAAAUCCAGGACUUGGACUUAUAACUAAAAGAUUGCUUAAUUGUGGUGCACAAAACUUGCAGUUAUAUGAAUCCAGUGCUGAGUUUAAAGCUCGUUUGCAGGCCAUUGAAGAAGAAAACAGGAGUCGAGUAACACUUUACUCAGCAGAUAUUUUAGAUCUUGCAAAGUUCAAAUUUCAAGACAAAAUGGACAGUGGUAGCAGAGUUGAAACUAUUAUAAAACGUGUCCCUGCAAGAAGUUGGAAUGACGACAUAGCAUUCAGAGUGGUCGGUGUGCUGCCAUCAUUUGGUUUCUUGAAGUACCUAAUGCUGAGUCACAUACUGCAGAGUGGUCUCAUGCUGCAAGGUCGGCCGGAGCUUUAUGUCGUCAUUAGUCCAACCCUCUACCAUCACCUCACAUGUAACAGCAAAGCAAGUUAUCGAUAUUAUCGUUCUACAACCGUUAUCUUUCAACUCAUCUUUGAAGCAAUGCUGUUAUCAAAGGUGCCACGAAAAGCCUUUUUCCCGUGGAUAACGAGGAAUAUGGGGAAGAAGAAGUUGGAUGAGUUCAAAGCAGCAGAGGAAGAAUACAUGUACCUUGUAAAAAUAGUGGCACGCAAAGAUUUCUUUGAAAAGGUAGUGCCAGUGGAGCAUCUGCAGCCCCUUUGGUACUUCUUACGAACACACAUGAUGAGUCGCCGCAACAGGAUUGUGCCACAACUCGAGCAAUGGAUUCCUGGUUGUGGGCCUCGCCUAAUAAUCAAGGGUAGAAGUAUAUUCGACCAGUUUGGUGAUUUAAACCCACCUGAACUGUUAUCAUUAUUUAAGGAAUUUAUUAGUUGGCCUGAGUUUUAUCAGAGUAAUUUCUUGUCGUCCAUGGAAACAAAUUUCAUGAAGACAGAACUGAUGUCAGAUGAAGUUGACAGCUCAUCACACUACCCUGCUGAUGGAGAUGCUGAACCUGAACCUGGUGCUGAUACCGUGUUACAGUGUGAAGAAACAUAGUGUGAAGUUAUGUUAUACUUACAGUGUUCAUUGUAUUUCAUCAUUGUACACAGAACCCUAGAGAUCAAAUGUAUCUUUUUAAUAAAAGAAGUGGAAGAAAUGUAAA
Molecule: messenger RNA, 1640 nt
Organism: Schistocerca piceifrons (Central American locust)
Lineage: Eukaryota; Metazoa; Arthropoda; Insecta; Orthoptera; Acrididae
Gene: mtTFB2
Product: dimethyladenosine transferase 2, mitochondrial
Exons: 7
Coding region: 161-1534 (457 amino acids)
Biological process (GO): rRNA methylation; transcription initiation at mitochondrial promoter
Cellular component (GO): mitochondrial matrix
Molecular function (GO): rRNA (adenine-N6,N6-)-dimethyltransferase activity; mitochondrial transcription factor activity
Source: RefSeq, a predicted model, not a curated record